CACUCUCUAUGGUGACUUCCUGGUGCGUCGAGCGUAAAUGACGCAUGCGCGCUAUGGUCCUCCCUUUCCGCUCGGGUCCUAAAGCAAGAUGGCCAAACGCACCAAGAAGGUUGGCAUUGUGGGUAAAUAUGGGACCCGUUAUGGUGCUUCCCUAAGGAAGAUGGUCAAGAAAAUUGAAAUCAGCCAACACGCAAAGUACACCUGCUCCUUCUGCGGCAAGACCAAGAUGAAGAGGAAGGCUGUUGGAAUUUGGCACUGUGGUUCCUGCAUGAAAAUCGUAGCUGGAGGAGCAUGGACCUACAACACCACCUCUGCUGUCACCGUGAAAUCCGCCAUCAGAAGACUGAAGGAAUUGAAAGACCAAUAGAUCAACCAUGCUUCUAAAAUUCUGCUCCUUGUCGUCUGUUUUUCCAGACUGUUCUUUAAUAAAGAAUGUCUUGUAAAAUGGGAAA
Molecule: messenger RNA, 452 nt
Organism: Nanorana parkeri
Lineage: Eukaryota; Metazoa; Chordata; Amphibia; Anura; Dicroglossidae
Gene: RPL37A
Product: ribosomal protein L37a
Exons: 4
Coding region: 89-367 (92 amino acids)
Biological process (GO): translation
Cellular component (GO): ribosome
Molecular function (GO): structural constituent of ribosome
Source: RefSeq, a predicted model, not a curated record